AUGGUUUCUCCUGGUCACGCUGAAAUGACGAUACGCCAGCAAGGAUAUCAUCCUUAUCGUUUGUCCGUCAGAGUUGACCAGCCUCUCGCCACUGGCGAUGUAGGCAGUCGAAUACCGGCGGCGGUGGUUGGAGGCUGCACUAUGAUCACAUUGACGAUCGAGUGUGCCAUCGGCAAGGCCCAGAGGGCAAGGCGACAUCGUCCUCCAGUGCUGAUAACCAGCAAGCGCUUCACUCUGUCUCCGGCGAUAUGA
This is a messenger RNA of Sparassis crispa, 252 nucleotides long. RefSeq lists its product as hypothetical. Bases 1 to 252 code for a protein of 83 amino acids. Lineage: Eukaryota; Fungi; Basidiomycota; Agaricomycetes; Polyporales; Sparassidaceae. The transcript is spliced from 3 exons. The record is from RefSeq and is a predicted model, not a curated record.